UCGCACCAGUAAGUAGAAUAUACAGAGCAAUUACAAGAACAAGAAACGAGGGUAGACCGUAAGAAAAGUACCCCAUGAUGAAUGAAGGGUGGAACGUCGAAAUCAGCGGUCUCGUCAUUGUGCUGUGUUUGGAUCUAAGGCUGUUGCUACUCUUCCAUGUACCACUUGCUCAAAGGAUUUCAUGAAUAUCUGACGCGAAAAGAAGAAUUCUCAGUGAUCAUCAUCGGUCUGGACGGUGCGGGAAAAACCACACUAUUGGAGCAAAUUAAGACACUGUAUACCGAUACUCCUGGUCUAUCUCCUGACAAAAUCGCGCCUACCGUCGGACAGAACACCGGGAAAAUCGCGUUACCGUCAACUAUCUUACAGUUCUGGGACCUUGGCGGUCAACGUGGUAUCAGAAAUAUAUGGCCAAAAUAUUACGACGAUUGUCAUGCUGUAGCCUAUGUCAUUGAUGCAGAUGACCGGGAGCGGUUGAGCGAGGGCUGGGAAGUCUUCGAUGCCGUCCUUUCCGCGCCCCAAAUUCUUGGAUUGCCUCUGCUCCUCCUUGCGAAUAAGCAAGAUUCCCCGCAUAGUUUGUCUGUCGAAGAGAUACGACAUGACUAUGAAGAUUGGUAUCAGAGAAAGGUGGAGAAUGCGCGCCGGAGCGUUAGAUAUGGAGAAGGCGAUGAGAUGUCCGCACGAAGAGAACGUAUUGCAAGUCUAGAAGUCAUGGGUAUCUCCGCUAUUCAAGGAACCGGCGUAAGGAAUGCUGUCGACUGGCUCUUUUUGCGGGUGCAAAACAGUCGAAGGGAACCGCCGAAGGGUUCCAAUAAUGCCGGAUCAUGAGCACUUGAGGUUAAUAGCUCUGCAACCGAGGUGGAGUUGGGCAGUUCAGGUAUCCCAUGUGAUUCAUCCCCACAAACACGAGACAAAUUUUAGCUACUUAU
Guyanagaster necrorhizus is the source of this 929-nucleotide messenger RNA. Its product is annotated as P-loop containing nucleoside triphosphate hydrolase protein. Gene Ontology annotation, molecular function: GTPase activity; GTP binding. Gene Ontology annotation, cellular component: Golgi apparatus. The record is from RefSeq and is a predicted model, not a curated record. Bases 157 to 828 code for a protein of 223 amino acids. NCBI's taxonomy places the organism in Eukaryota, Fungi, Basidiomycota, Agaricomycetes, Agaricales, Physalacriaceae. The transcript is spliced from 7 exons. Gene Ontology annotation, biological process: Golgi to plasma membrane protein transport; protein localization to Golgi apparatus; intracellular protein transport.